CUUUGUAUUGUGGAUGGUCUGAGGAGCGGCUUCCCUUCUCCUCGCCUCUGCCCCGCGGCCUCCCCCGCCUCCCACCGGCGUGACCACCUCCGUCUGCCUCCCACGGCUUCCUCCGCAAGCAGCAACGGGCGCAGCCCCAUCUCGGUCGCCUCUUCUUCCACCUCCCACGAGUAGCGACGCCUUGGGUGACGAUCUCCACCUCCCUCCGGAUCUACUCCUCUUCCAGCCAUCCCCGAGCAGAUCCGGCGCCUCUGCAGGGCCAGGGAGGGAGGGAGAGGGAGCCAGGGAGGGAGACCUCCUCGAAUCAGGACGAGUAGGAUUCAAACUUGUCAGCUCAUCACAGUCAUGGUUCUUGAUUCAUUAUCAUCUCCUCACAGGAGGUCGCAAAACACAUUCUUUCUGUCAUCUCCUAAGAAGCCUCAAUCAUCUCGCGAUGAGGGUAGUUGGUCUGCAUUGGUUGAGCGGCAUCGUUUUCUCUUGACAACACUAGUGGUGCUUGCCUUCCUGUGCACCAUAUAUCUGUAUUUUGCAGUAACCUUGGGGACACCAAAAGCUUGCUCAGGAUUGACGGGCGAUGAAAUGGCUUUAUGUCAGGAAAAAUCUGCCUUGCAACAUGGAAAGUUGAAGUAUCUAUAACAGAUGAUAUCAGUUGUUGAAGAUCAAAUCAUUGAUGCGUACAAUAUGCUUGUGGUCAACCAUAUCUUAUUCUUCAUACCUUGAAUCUGUAUGUUUUUGGUGGUGGAUACUGAAAGGGCUUUGUAUUGGUGCUGGUGUACAUUCUAACUGUUUAUGAUUCGAAAUGGUGCAACGGAGUAAGUAGGUCACCAUUUUAUUA
This is a messenger RNA of Lolium perenne, 835 nucleotides long. RefSeq lists its product as uncharacterized. NCBI's taxonomy places the organism in Eukaryota, Viridiplantae, Streptophyta, Magnoliopsida, Poales, Poaceae. The record is from RefSeq and is a predicted model, not a curated record.